GCGUACUUCAGUGCAGAUCAUCACGAUGAAGCUUUUGGUUCUAGCUACAUUGUUCCAGCUAGCGCUGCUCCAGACAAACUUCCGCCCAGUUGUGGCAUCAUCUUUUAAAGAAUGUGAUGGUCAGCGGUACUACACCACGUGCGGAGCUGGUGCCAUGUGCCAGUUUGUCCAAAUAUGUUUGGGAAAUAUGCAAGAGUACAAAUUCUGCCCUAUGGUGGACUUCACCAAACCCUACUGCAAUCGGGGUGAAUGUUCGGAAACUCCUGAAACCUUUGACGAGGAAUGUAAUCUACCUGUACUUAUGUGCACCGGAGAGGGAAUCUUUCCAGACCCGUCUAUCUGUUCGAUGUACCACAACUGCACCGCUGUUGGCACUAUGUCGAGCGUUGUCCAGUGCCCCAUGGGUGAAGUAUUCGAUCCGGAUGCAUCGGCCUGUAAGCUGCCAGCUGUGCCGGAAGAUUGCAUGAAGAUCAAGUGUGACGUCAACGAACUGUUUUCCCGCUACGGAACCAGCAAGAGCUUCUACGGAUACUGUGAAAUGAAUGCAGGCCUUUUGUCAACUACUUACAUCAGAAUUUUCAAGUGUCCUGAUGGAACCACCUUCAACGGAAAAGGCUGCUCGUACGGAUGUCCCGAAGUGGGUCGUUUUGGAGAUAGUAGCGAUCCUAGUGUGUACUACGAGUGCUACGAGCAGGGGGUCGAUGCGAUUCGAAAUACUUGUCCUGUCGGGAAGGUGUUUGAUACGGCUAGAAAGGCUUGUAGAACGCUGAUUGCAUAAGGUGUACUGGAGGUGUUUUUAUAAUAUGUUGAACGAAUCUUACAUAAUAAAAUCUGCUUACUUAUUUGUUUA
This is a messenger RNA of Culex pipiens pallens (northern house mosquito), 850 nucleotides long. RefSeq lists its product as uncharacterized. Gene Ontology annotation, molecular function: chitin binding. The record is from RefSeq and is a predicted model, not a curated record. The transcript is spliced from 2 exons. NCBI's taxonomy places the organism in Eukaryota, Metazoa, Arthropoda, Insecta, Diptera, Culicidae. The coding region runs from base 26 to 778 and encodes 250 amino acids. Gene Ontology annotation, cellular component: extracellular region.